Leptonychotes weddellii (Weddell seal) is the source of this 2257-nucleotide messenger RNA. The record is from RefSeq and is a predicted model, not a curated record. Lineage: Eukaryota; Metazoa; Chordata; Mammalia; Carnivora; Phocidae.
CCUACAUGGGGCUCAAUCCCAGGACCCUGGGAUCAUGACCUGUGUUUGGUCUCGUUCGAAGCCGCCAAGCUGUCUUGUGAAGCCGCAGCGUGGGUCUGCGUUCCCUGCAGCCAUGACUGGGCUCUUGCCACUCUGAGUCCUCGCCAGCAGUUGGUCUUGUCAGUGCCCUGGAUUUUGGCCGUUGUAGUAGGCGUGCAGUGGAAUCUUGUUAUAAUUUGCAUUUCCCUGAUGACGCGGGAUGUGGAGCAUCUUCUCAUGCGCUUAUCUGCCACCCGUAUGUCUUCUCUGCUGUGUGGGAGUAGAAGAGGAGGAGGCCCCAGACAUCGACAUAUACCACUGCCCGAACUGCGAGAAAACCCACGGGAAGUCUACCCUGAAGAAGAAGAGGGCCUGGCACAAACAUGGCCCGGGGCAGACGCCCGACGUGAAGCCCGUGCAGAAUGGCAGCCAGCUCUUCAUCAAGGAGCUGCGGAGUCGGACCUUCCCCAGCGCGGAAGACGUGGUGGUCCGCGUGCCGGGCAGCCAGCUCACGCUGGGCUACAUGGAGGAGCACGGCUUCGCUGAGCCCAUUCUCGUCCCCAAGAAAGAUGGGCUGGGCCUGGCGGUCCCGGCCCCCACCUUCUAUGUCAGCGACGUCGAGAACUAUGUGGGCCCAGAGCGGAGCGUGGACGUGACAGACGUCGCCAAGCAGAAGGACUGCAAGAUGAAGCUGAAGGAGUUUGUGGACUACUACUACAGCACCAACCGCAAGCGGGUUCUCAACCUCACCAGCCUUGAGUUCUCCGACACCAGGAUGUCCAGUUUCGUGGAGCCGCCUGACAUCGUCAAGAAGCUGUCGUGGGUGGAGAACUGCUGGCCCGAUGACGCACUGCUGGCCAAGCCCAAGGUGACCAAGUACUGCCUUAUCUGUGUGAAGGACAGCUACACCGACUUCCACAUCGACUCGGGCGGUGCCUCUGCCUGGUACCACGUGCUCAAGGUAAGCACAGCUGCCUCCGUGCGUGAGCCCCGUGGGGCCGGUGCCCGGCUUCUCCAGGAGGGACGUGGUGUCCGGCCCUCGGGAGGCAGAGGGGUGGGGUGCGUGUCGCAUGUUUCUGAGGAGGGGGAGGCUCAUGAAGCAGUUGGACGUGGCCCACUGGAGUGGAGCCCAGGGCUCAGCAGUGUGCAUGCCCAGAGAGAGGAGCGUGGUGCUGGGAGGACUUCCUGGAAGAGGGCCCUGGCUUUGGCGGAGCAUGAGGACGAGCUCCCAGAGCACUUCAAACCUUCCCAGCUCAUCAAAGACCUCGCCAAAGAGAUCCGCCUCAGCGAGAAUGCCUCCAAGGCCGCCCGACCCGAAGUGACCCCGGCCAUCUCCUCAGAUGAAGUCUGUUUUGGGGACCGGGAGAAAGAGGAGCCCCCAUCUCCUAUUGAGGCCAGUCCUCCUCGGUCCUUCCUGGAGAAAGUAUCCAAAAAAAAGACUCCCAAAACCGUGAAGAUGCCCAAGCCAUCCAAAGUUCCCAAACCCCCCAAGCCCCCCAAGCCCCCGAAGCCCCCCAAAUCACUGAAGCUCAAGGAUGGGGGCAAGAAGAAAGGGAAAAAGUGCAGGGGGGCAGCCUCACCCACCAUCCCCAACCUGGACCUGCUGGAGGCCCACACCAAGGAGGCGCUGACCAAGAUCGAGCCUCCCAAGAAAGGCAAGGUGGGUAAUCUCACCCUCCUGUCUGUGGGCAGAGGGUCUGCAGACACCUUGGGGGCUGGCCUGUGGGGCGAAGCUGGGGCUGCUGUGUCCUUGUGAGGCUCGGGGUAGGUGGGUUGUGCUCCAGUGAGCUUGGUGUAGUGGGGAGGAAGCCUCACAGGAAAGGCAGUGGUGUCUGUUCUGGGACGGGGGGGCACCACACAGGGUCAUUUGCGGGGUUGAGGUGGCUGGGUCCUCCUGGGGCCCAGGCAUUGGCUGAGAUCUGAAGGUGGGUCAGGUGCCCAGUGCAGGGCAGUAUGGAGGCAGAAGGGAGACUUAUGAUGUGGGCAGUUACUUGAGGGGCCUGAGCCCCUAUAGGCAGUGAGAGAGGCAGACCUGGCCCUGGGGACCUACCGGUGUGACCAGAGGCCCUUAGGUGUGGGUUUCAGGGACCAUGAGCCCGAGACCAAGCCCCAUUGAGUGGGAGGUUGUUACCCACUUCUCGGGGUGGGGGGUGGUCAGUGACAGCAUUAUAGGGCUGCAGUGGGACACCUUGGUUUUCUCUUUCUCAAGACAAAGAGGGUGGAUGAAUGAACAGAUGAA